AUGUCGCGCUCCCGCUCCAGCGUCGCCAGCGACAACAAUGAUCGCUUGGAACCGCGCCUCCUCCGAGCCGUCGAACACGACGACCUCGACGCUCUCCGGCACGUCAUCGCCCAGGCGCGAGACAACGGACAGUUCAGCGAAGGGUUCCUGCGCGUGGGACUCAUGCGCAGCUGCGAUCGCGACAAGGCCGACGCCACGAAAUACCUGCUCGGACUGGGCGCCAGGACCGAUGGCGGUGCGAACACCAAUGCCAACAACAACAAUCGGCCCUCGCCGCUGCUGCGCGCCGUGGAGCGCAAUCAUCCGCGCAUCGUACAGCUGCUGCUCGAACACGGCGCGUCGGCCGAGACCCGUGACAAGAAAGGCCGCACGGCGCUGAUGACGGCCGCCUGGCGGAACCACUGGCAUAUCCUGCAGGUGCUGAUCCAGCGGGGCGCGGACGUCAACGCGAAGGAUCAUCGCGGGCGCAAUGUGCUGCAUAAUCUGGCGGCGGAUAAGCAGUGCGAUUGGGGCGAGGAUGUGGUGAACCUGCUACUGAAAACGACAUGUCAUGUCGACGGGGCGAUGGGACAGGACGAGCUGGGCCGGACGCCGUUACACUGGGCCUGCGCGACGGGGAAACGGCGGUUCGCGGAGCUGCUGCUGACGAGGCCCAACGGGCUCAUCGUGGACGUGAACGCCAUCGAGUCGAGGAAUAAGACGGCGCUGCAUCUGGCGGUUGCGCACGGCCGCGAGGAUAUCGUGCAGCUGCUCCUGCGACAUCGAGCGGAUAUCGGCUCGCGGAGCGAUGGCGGGUGGACGGCACUGCAUUACGCCUGCGACAAGGGCUUCGAGGAGCUAGUGAGGAUGCUGCUGCAUGCCGGCGCGAAGAUCAACAGCCAGCUGCUGAAUGGGGUCACGGCGUUGCAUCUGGCCGCGCAGGCGGGGCAUACCGAGAUCGUGAAGUGCCUGCUGGAGCGACAGGACCUGAAGCGCCGGAUCCGCGAUAACUUCGGGAGUACACCGUUCUUGCGCGCGGCGCAGUUCAAGCGCAAGGAUAUUGUGUCGCUGCUGGCGCCGUUUAACAACGUCGAUGGGCUCUCGGCUGAUGCCAGGGGCGCGUGUGAAGGGUUCGAGGCGACGGUAGUUGAUUUCGGGAACUUCCACAACGAGAACCGCGUGAAGAAGACGAGCGUGUUUAACCUACUCUUCGGUCGCGAUGCCGAGAAUCCUCGCAAACAGGCCUUCAAUGCGCUUCCGGCGGACAGCAAGGCCACCGAUUUCCGAUGGAUCCAUCUACCGGCCAACAACAUGGCCUGGGUGGAAGCGUUGCUGACCAAGGCGUUUAUCGAGGAAGGGGCGCACGACGUGGAUAGCUUCAAGGGUCUCGAGCGGUCGUUUCGCUAUCAGCAUCGUGGCCAGCGAACGCAUGCUCACUUCAUGCGUCCUCUGUGUCAGAGCUCCCCUCGGGCGCCACGGAUCCGCUCAGAGGAUAGCUCCGAGGAGUCCGUGGAAGACAAAGACACCAACGCUCCUCCGCACAUUGUCAUCAAUGGAACGUCUCAUGAAACGUCGCCCAACAUCCCGGCCCCGGGCCAAAAGGGCAAGAAACAGAAACCGCAAGGGGGCAAAUCCGACCGAGUAGACAAGGAUUCGCAGGACGACAGCAAUGGGCCUCAUGGCAAGAAAGCCAACAAGAACGCCAAACGAGGGAAGAGGGGAGGAGGGUCUGGAUUCAAGUCGGAGUCGAGAUUCCAUGGGCAUGAUCGGCAUCGCUCGCCGUUGUCCUUCUGCAAGGAAUCGGUGACGUGUAAUGUGUGCAUGUUCAUGCCCUACUUGCAUUUUGAGACGGCGGAGCGGCGCCAGAAGAUGCAGGAGGCGAUCCAAAGGGCCGAGACGCUGAAUCUUCCAGCCCCGGGCGUCAGUCGGUCCCCGACGCGCGACGAGAUGUUGAUCCGAGCCCAUCUGGCAUCCUCGUCAGCGUCGCUGCAUGUGCGACGCACGCUCGACCAGUUCUUCUACCCGAACAUCGACACGCAGAUCCGCGACCAGGACCAGGUGGUCUACCGGUAUCAGACCAAGGGCCAGGGCCGCGAGCGAUACUGGUCGGAACCGAAGAUCUUUAUGGUCGACCAGCUGUGGAUGUGGAUCAUCGGCACGAAUCUGAUCGUGACCAGCUUUCCGCAGCGCUGGGAUCAGCCGAAGAACGACCCGCUCAACGUGCUGGACGGGAUCAUCGAGGACAUCAACUCGAAGACGCGUGAGCCCGUGCGAUCACUCUACGGCCUGGCCAUCGUCAUCACCAACCGCUGCUCCGGCGUCUUUGACCGCCAUCGCAUGGGCGACGACGAGUAUCAGUUCCUGGACAUGUUCGAGGCCUCGAUCGGCAUCGCGACAGAUCGCGAGACAGUGCUCUUCAGCCGGUUCAACCGCGCCUCGGCACAGGCAUCAGACUGGCUCAAGAGUCACCGCAAGCUCAGCCGCUUCGCACGAGCCCGCAAGAACAAAGGAACCGAUGCGACGGACCGUCACGACCACCGUCUCCUCGAGCCCUCAACCCACGGCCACGACCACCUCGACAACGACGACGACGACGAAGAAGAAGAGCCCCUCUUCGUCGACAACCUCCUCGAUAUCGGCCAAGAAACCGACCUCCUCUCCGAAACCAAAGACAUCCGCGACGAGCUCAACAUGAUCCACACCGUGCUGCAACAACAACAGCACGUCCUGGCCGACCUCCAAGAAGUGAUCUGCGACGGCCAACAACGCUCCCAAUACGAAGCCCGCAAGCGCUUCAAAGAACAACAACGCACCAUCGACAUGCACAUGAAAGACAUCGAACGGAUGGACAAACAAGCCGAGCGGAUUUACUCCUCCAUCACCGACCUACUAGAUCUGAAGCAAAAACACGCCAACGCCUUCGAGGCGCGGUUCGCGCGCGACCAAGCCGCCGGAACGACCCGCCAAGGCAAGAUCAUCAUGGUGUUCACGAUCGUGACGAUCAUCUUUCUGCCGAUGUCGUUCAUCACCUCCUUCUUCACCAUCAAUAUGGAAGAGUUCCCGCACGCCCCGAACGGCGACUCUCAGCUUCGGUUGCACUAUGUCGCCAAAUACACCUUCGGGAUCGGCUUCGCGAUUUCCAUCCCGUUUAUCUUGCUGGCCCUGGCGGUCGACGAUAUCGGUGAUGGAUAUCAGGAGGGGAUUCGGCGCGCGAGGCGGUGGAUGUCGACGCGGAAGACGAGUCAGGAGGGAAGGGGGAGGGGGAGGGGGAGGGGGGAUGGGGGAGAGUUCUAUGCGACGCCAACGGCGUUGGAGAUGGAGAAGAUUUUUAGUGUGCGGCGUAGCGUGGAUACUCAGUUCGGGGGGAGUUUGUUGCCCGUGUCGACGAGGGGGACGGGGCAGACGGUGGGGAAGAGUAUGCUUGUGAGGGGUGAUUUGGAUUGA
Molecule: messenger RNA, 3423 nt
Organism: Aspergillus affinis
Lineage: Eukaryota; Fungi; Ascomycota; Eurotiomycetes; Eurotiales; Aspergillaceae
Product: ankyrin repeat protein
Exons: 1
Coding region: 1-3423 (1140 amino acids)
Biological process (GO): metal ion transport; transmembrane transport
Cellular component (GO): membrane
Molecular function (GO): protein binding; metal ion transmembrane transporter activity
Source: RefSeq, a predicted model, not a curated record